UUUCCAAGGUGGUCCAUUUUUUAAUCGCCGAAUUUAAGAGCGAAUAAUUUCAUUUUACUUUUUUUAUAUAUGUGGGGCAUUGUACAUUGAAAAUUAAAAAUAUUUCUUUAUUUUCUGCUAUGCUAUUCGUUUCAGUUUCAUCUUAACCUUUUUGUUAUAAAAUUUUUUCCCGCUCGAAGAACCGCGGUAAAAUUAGAUAAUAAAUUGAUUUUUUUAAUGGAUGUCCGAUGGAUGAUUGUCUUAGAAUUAUAAAAACUGUUUUAUCUUCACAUAAAAUUCAAGAUGCCUGGUCAUGAUAUAACCUCUAAUAGGAAUCCUUUGAAAUUGGAAGAAUAUCCAUUGGAGUAUCACAGUCUUUCAAGAGACGAAAACCUUAGGAAAUACUCUUCUUUUGCAAGUGGAUGCAAAACUUGUGAAAAAAAUUGCUACAAACAACGUUCUAGUGAAUGUAGUGAACCUUGUAAAAAAAAGACAAAAGAAAUGAAAACUUGUGUGAAAAAGUACCUACCUAAUGAGCAAUAUGAAAACAGGGAACUUGAAUACAAUUUGAAAGAUAGUUGGUAUGAUACAAAACAAAAACAACUCGGCAAACCUUAUGAGUGUUGCAGACUUUCAUGUUUGAAUGAAACAAACGGGCAUCAAUACUAUGGGAGUUGUAGAUUCAGAUCAAAUUUAUGUGAAUUGCCAACUUCAUAUAUUAGGAAUACAAAUAAUUGUCAACCAAAUGAGGCUGUAACAGUUUUAAAAAUGUCAGAUGAUGACAAAGAAUAUAUUGAGUGUCUUGAAAACAGGGUCAAAUCUUAUGAAAAAACAAUUAAAUAUGUUGAAUAUGCGGAAACUGCAUCUGUUUUACAAGAAGAAAAGAUAAAUAAAUGUCCAUAUGACGAUAGAUUACAAAAAACAUGUGAAAAAUUGGAAGGAAUACAAUCACAUUUUAAUUCUAUUGUGAAAACUGAAUGUUUAGAUGAAUUGAAACACCUUAAGAGUAAAAUUGGGCAUUCUAAUCCCUUGGAAGUGAAGUCAAGUCCUCAAAAUAUAUCUGACAAUCAUUUCAGUGACUUAAGAAAUGUAAAUGAAAAAGACAAGUAUUGCCAAACUGAACCCUGUUUUUGUACAGAGGAUUCUAGAUCUAACCAUUUUUAUAAUUGUAGUAUACACUAUGAAACCAGAACUUACUUCGAUAAGAACAUUCAAGAUAGUAGAAAACCAAAUUUCUCAUCUCUAUAUGCUCAGGAAAUGGAACAUUUGAAAGAACAAUUGGAGGAGUUGAGAAAUUCUACUUAUAGGAAUAGUACUUCAGCUGAGAUGGUGGUAGAAUCUCUUAUAGCAAAAGAUAAAAAAAUGGAUGAAAAAGCUACUAAAGUAAUUUCUAGAGAUUCCCCCAGAGUUAUAAGAAGAUCAAGAACUAAGUUAAUUCGAGUUAAGACUAGGGGUAGAGUGGCUAAUACAAUAAAAGUAAGAAGAAUAAAUACUAAAACCACUUUGUCUUCCAAGAGUCAUAUUGAAAUGGAAGACUCACAUAGUGAUUACAGUGACUCAGAUAUUAGUUUGAAAGAAAUGGAUGAAAAUACACAGGAAUCUGAUUUAACACCAACUGAAAGUACAAGAAAUGGUGUGAGACAUGAGCCCCUUGUCUCUAUUGAAAAUACUGGUUGUGGUGAUUCUUCUGUUUGGCCAAUUAGGGAAAGUCUAUUUCCAAAUGUUCCACCUUAUAUAAGUUUUAAUUCUUUCAAUGCUGAAGAACCAAGAAAAAUGCCUAUAGGGAGAAGAUUCUUCAAAUGGAAACUAAGUACUAUAACACCAGUAGUAGUUAGAAAAGUUAUAUCAAACUCAGGAUUUCCAUUGGUUAGAAGUGAGUUUACUAGAGAAUCUAAUCAAUGGAUAGGUACUUGGGGUAAGCACAUAAAGUCACCUAUGUUUAAAUCUUUGAAAAACAAUCAAAAGCUUAACCAUUUUCCUGGAACCUUCCAGUUAGGACGAAAGGAUAGAUUAUGGCGGAAUUUCCAGAGAAUGAUCAGUAACUAUGGUCUAAAAGAAUUUGGAUUCCUUCCUUACACUUAUAUUCUACCUCAAGAGCUGAAGCAAUUAAAGUACAAUUGGGAGAAUAAAAAUGCUGGGGGUGAAUGGUUUAUUAUAAAACCACCUGCUUCUGCCAGAGGAGUUGGAAUAAAAGUUAUUAAUAAGUGGGCACAAUUACCUAAAAAGACUAAUCUGGUGGUACAGAAGUACAUAGCGAAUCCUUAUUUGAUAAAUGGGAGUAAAUUUGAUUUAAGGUUAUAUGUACUUGUAACUAGCUUCAAUCCUUUGCGUGUCUAUUUAUACUCUGAAGGUCUAGUUAGAUUUGCUAGUGUGAAAUAUAGUAAUAACCCAAAAGACAUAAAAGAGAAAUACAUGCACCUCACCAAUUAUAGUAUAAACAAAUUGUCAAGUAAUUACACUGCCAAUGAUGAUGCUCAUUCGACACAAGGCCAUAAGUGGACAAUUACCAAGUUGUUGGAAUAUUUGAAUAAUGAAGGAGUAGAUACUGAACGUCUAUGGAAAAAUUUAGAGAUGCUGGUUGUGAAAACUAUGAUAGCUUGUGAAGAACCAAUAUCAGAAUUAUGCUCAGAAAAUAUGAACACCAGAUAUAAUUGUUAUGAGUUGUUUGGAAUUGAUGUACUUUUAGAUGAGAAAUUGAAACCUUGGUUAUUGGAGGUAAAUAUAUCUCCUAGUCUGCACAGUUCAUCACCAUUAGAUGAACAUGUUAAAGGACCUUUAGUAAAAGCCCUUUUCAAUAUGGUGCAGUUUCAUUUCCCUUCAAAGCUAGCUAUGUUUGUGAAAACGGGUUUGAAGUGUUAUGAUCCCAAAAUGUAUACAGCUAAUCUAACUCAAAAGGAGACCUACAAACACAGCAAAUUUUUGAGCAUGGAGAAAAGAGAUGACUACUUAGGAACUAUUUUGGACAACCUCACAGGAGAUGACGUCAGGCACCUCAUCCAAGCUGAGGACGAAUUUAUUGUGAAAGAAAAAUUCAUAAGGAUAUUCCCUACUGCAUCCACCUACAAGUUACUUAAUUUCAUGACUCCAAGGUAUUAUAACCGUCUCUUUGAUGCUUGGGAAACCAAAUAUGGAAACAAUAGAGAAGAAGGUAUUCAGAGGCUUCAAUCUCUUUGUUCCCAGAGAGUUCAUUUCAAAGGAGCCUCUCUCACUGGAAUACAAAAGAAUGGUCACACUACGAACCCUGGAGUGAAAACGGUUACAACGAAGGAACCAUCUCCGAAGGAUACUUUUUCAAUAAAUAAAAUGUUUUCUGAUACAACUGGUAUACACGAUGAACUUCCUUUGAUACCAUCAACUCAAUAGAACUCCAUGGGUGAAUCAAUUUAUACUCCAAGUGUACUGCCAUUAGCCUAGAUCUUAUUUAAUUAGAUGUUAUUUUACUCUGUGAGAAAAUAAAUAUUAUUUAAUGUUAUAAUAAUUAUACAUUUACACUAAUUCUUACUAGCUUAUCGUUUUGAGAUGGCUGUAAUUUUAAUUGGAAAUACUUGUACAUUUUGGCAUUUAUUUAUUGUAUGUUUUUCCGAUUAUUGAAAUAUCUUGAAAUAUUUUUAAUAUAAAGUAUAAAAUUA
Messenger RNA from Harmonia axyridis, 3608 nucleotides. Its product is annotated as tubulin monoglutamylase TTLL4-like. The coding region runs from base 283 to 3342 and encodes 1019 amino acids. The record is from RefSeq and is a predicted model, not a curated record. Gene Ontology annotation, biological process: protein polyglutamylation; microtubule cytoskeleton organization. The transcript has 14 exons. Lineage: Eukaryota; Metazoa; Arthropoda; Insecta; Coleoptera; Coccinellidae. Gene Ontology annotation, cellular component: cilium. Gene Ontology annotation, molecular function: tubulin binding; tubulin-glutamic acid ligase activity.